UCAGAGGAAAAAAUGCAGAGGGACCUGUCCAUUGGGUUCCUUUCCCAAACAUCAUAUUUCCACGCCUCUCUAUACGUAAAUAGGAAGUUGGCACUGUAACGGCACACAACAGGAAACCCACGGGGAAGAAUAACAACAUGACCUGCAUUUAUGGGGAUGUCAUGAAGAUUGACACAACAGGAGCAUCAGAAAAAACUGCUCGUCAAGACAAACUGACUGUUCAAGGGGUGGAUGCAUCCUACAAGCUUGCAGAACAUGACUUCAACGGGAUGAAAAAAUACCGUGACCUCAUCAUCAAGGUGGGACGGGCUCAGCAAAUGGACCCGGCUGUCAUUAGUGGAAUCAUCUCCCGGGAGUCUCGGGCUGGGGCUGCACUGAAGGAUGGCUGGGGCGACCAUGGAAAUGGCUUUGGACUCAUGCAGAUUGACAAGCGGUACCACACGCCAAGGGGAGCAUGGGACAGCGAGGAGCACCUCACCCAAGGCACCCAGAUUUUGAUAAACUUCAUAAAAAAGAUCCAGAGUAAAUUCCCAGGCUGGCCCAAGGAGCACCAAUUUAAAGGUGGAAUAUCAGCCUACAAUGCCGGAGACAAAAAUGUCCAAACUUAUGAACGCAUGGACGUUGGGACCACUGGAGGUGACUAUUCCAAUGAUACAGUGGCCAGAGCCCAGUGGUUCAAGCGGAAUGGCUUUUAAAAGAGAAAAAUAAGCCUUGGACCCUGGUCACGGAAAUGAAAUUCAGAUGGCUGGAUUAAAAUCAUUUAAUUCAAAAACAAUUACAUAAGUAUAGUUGAUGUGGACUCUGGGGACUGAUUUGGGUGCGCGCUUUUCAUCUGAUGAAUUUAUAAAAAGCUUUAAGUAUUUUGCUUUUCUUAGUUAGUUCAGACCAUUCAGGGAAUAUUCGGCAACGUCCCCUCAGUGGCCCUUCUUGGUUAUGACAUAACAUGCAUCACAACGUAAUAUCAGAAUCUGAAAUAUAUACAAUUAAUCAGUAAUAAUAAAAAAGUCUGGAUUGGUUUGAAGUAUGUUAAUAAAUCCAUUUUAGAAAUGAUGCUUCUAACAUUUACUGUAUAUGUAAUAGUCCAAGCCCUUGCGUACAUGAUUUUAAAUCAAGCAGAGUCUCCAAGGUACCAGAAGGUACACUGGUAGAAUGAUUAAUGUCAAUAGGCUUAGUGUUUAGCACAAUGUUUACGAAGUUAAAAGGAGUACCUUUAAUAUGAAGGGAAGGGAACUGGUAGGUACUGGUAGUAGUUUGAGUCAUGUGUAUCCCUUUUUGUUUGUACUCCCUUUGCUUUUUCAAAUUGCGUCUUUGUGUGUGUGUUAUUUCCAUUGUGCUUUCUUUAAAUAACAAAUUUGUUUAAUUAGACAGCAUGCAUUGUUUGUCCAAGACAAAUUUCCUUUGGGACAAUAAACUUUUUCUUAUCUUA
Molecule: messenger RNA, 1426 nt
Organism: Anguilla anguilla (European eel)
Lineage: Eukaryota; Metazoa; Chordata; Actinopteri; Anguilliformes; Anguillidae
Product: lysozyme g-like
Exons: 5
Coding region: 138-695 (185 amino acids)
Biological process (GO): defense response to Gram-positive bacterium; peptidoglycan catabolic process
Cellular component (GO): extracellular region
Molecular function (GO): lysozyme activity
Source: RefSeq, a predicted model, not a curated record